UUUCCUGAGUCUUGAGUUUGUUUAUGUUGACGAGCGACAACCAGCUGCUGGAACCACCUGUUUUACUGGCACCAGCUGUUGUAUUAGGAAUGUCCAAUCAGUACAAGCGUCCUUCAAUCACUAACGCAGGAGGCAAACGACGAUCUGGCAGCACCAAGUUUGAGCUUACAGAGGUACAGAAGAAUGACAUUAAGGAAGCCUUUGACCUCUUUGACCCUAAUGGUACAGGUACAAUUGACCCCAAGGAACUCAAGGUAGCUAUGAGGGCACUGGGAUUUGAGCCUAAAAAGGAAGAUAUCAAAAAGAUGGUAGCGGAAAUUGACAAAGAUGAAAGUGGUAAGAUUAAGUUUGAAGAAUUUCUUCAUCUCAUGACUAUUAAGAUGGCUGAAAAAGAUGUGAAAGAGGAGAUUCUAAAAGCCUUCAAGCUUUUUGAUGAUGACAACACUGGGAAAAUUUCCUUCGCUAACUUGAAGCGUGUCGCAGAGACCUUGGGAGAGAACCUUACUGAUGAAGAACUGCAGGAAAUGAUCGAAGAAGCUGAUCGGGAUGGUGACAAUGAAAUUAAUCAGGAUGAGUUCUUCCGUAUAAUGAAGAAGACUAGUUUAUAUUAUAAAUGUGUUGUAGAAUCUACUAUAUCAGAGCUGUUGCACAGAAGCUGUGUGUACUAUAGUUUAGUAGUGUCGUUUCUAUUUGUAAUGGCGAAUUGUGAGCAGGGAAAGUUUACUGAGGAAGCUGAGAAAAAUGACCAGAAGCCAGGGAAACUAAAUACAGAAUUAAAUGAGCCGUCACCUUCUCAAGUUAUGCUUGAAAGACUGAAGGAAAUCAGGAAAUGGCAGGAAAAGUAUCGGGAGAAACUCGUGGAAGUCCAGUCCUGCAGUCUCGAGACUUCUUGCUUCACUUCCUCUAAUACACACCCAGAUGAUUCAGGCAAUGAUUUUUCAUCCCAAACAACAAAUGACUCUACAUCUUUCCACCCUGAAUAUUUAUUUGAGAAGAGAGAUGACCACAAGGCCCAGAAUAUGGCACAAAUGGAGCAAGAGGCAUUGGUAGUAGCUUCACCUUCAGGUGCUCUACCUUGGACAACACACGGAGAUGUUCUUCACAGAGAGAGAGAGGAACAUUGGAAUGGAGGCAGACUAAAGCACUUCUCUUCACAAAAUGCAAUAAAUGUAUGCACAAAUACUGCUUUUACUGAUGCAGCAUUAGCCACAUGGCCACCACUUAGCAAUAUGAGCCCUUAUGGAUCAGUCUUUUCAGUAAGUCAUGAUGCAUCAGAAGAUUGUCAGGCUAAACCUAUUAAGGAUUAUGAAAAACGGGGCAUCUCAAAAAGUCCAUUUAGUGGAGGUAAGCAUAAUAAUCUUCUGUCAGGUAAUGUGAAAAUCACAUCAAAUAAUAAGAGUCCAAAUUCACAGGCAGGAGGUGAACAGAUGGAAAAUAUUUACUGUGGUAACUUAAGUUUGGAAAACAAAUGUGAAGACAGUCUAGAGUUGGAAGAGGUUUACCAUGCUGAAAAGUACAAAUCUAGCCCUGGAGAAAAUGCUCGUAUUCCACUGACCAGAAACCCUGUCAUCCAUCGUGCUUUAGAAUGUGAUGCUAGAGACAAGCCUAAGCAUCGGUACCUAAGGAAAGGUGAGGGCACUGCAAGGUUCGGUAUGAAUCCAAUAAAAUUAAAAAGAAAAACCACAUUAAUAAAUUAUAAAAAUUCUGAUUCAGAGAAUCAGAGCAAUAAAUCAACUUCAUUUAAGAAUAUUCCCAGUGCAACAGUUGACUCAUUAAAUGAGGCUGAGUGCACUAAGCAAGUAGUUAUGCCAAGUCAAGUUCAUCAUACUUCAGAAGACGAAUAUAAGUCUGUACAUCCUUGUUCAGAAACCCUCAGAAGUUUAAAGGAACAAGAAGAACUGUCUGCAUUUGAGAAGCUGGAAGAGCUUGCAGCCGAUUCAAGUUUCUCAUCAAAUUCUUCCACAGUUUGGCAGCUGCUGCAGCGUGGCCAGCACUCCUUGGCGUCUACCCCUUUACAUUCAGCAUCCCCUGUAACAUCUCCAAAAACACCUAAAAAUGUUCAAGACAUGGUUUCAAAAAGAAGUCUAUUUCAACCUAAUACCGCUAGCAAGCAAUUGCUUGACUUGUUACUAAAAUCUAUUGGCGACUCUCAAGAUUCUUCCUCUUGUAAACAGCAAACAACAUUAAAUGUAAACCAGAUACUUGGGCAGUUGAGAAAUCUUAUCAAAUUAAAGGAGCAUGAUGUAUCAGAAGCUGACAUUCAAACAUUUAUUGAAAGUUUUGUUGAUGAACAUGGUCCAGCAUCACAUUUUGCAAGUAGUAUUCAGCAUGCUGCUAUCAAUGCCACUAGUACCCCAGCUCUAACACAAGACUUAGACCUUCCUAAACCGCAUGUUCGCUUCAGGAACGAGGGAGUUGAAGUCUUAGAAUACGAACUUUCAGAAAAUGACGAUGAGAAUACAUUGACUGAUGCACCAACCUUGAUUGAAGAUGAUAGUGACCUUGUUACCACAUCAGAUAUGGAAGCUUUAGUGCAUCUCAACAUGCAUGAACCAUUAAUACCUCUCCUGGAAAUAAAUGAUGCAGACGAGAGUGACAAAACUUUAGAAUGCAGUACAGAUGAUAUGACUUGCAAUGUAAAGUGUUCUGCAACCAGUAUGGUUAGUACCAAAGAGCAAAGACAAACAGGUUUACAACCUGUUGCAUUACACUUCUCUCCCCCCGAACACAGGAGUAACUGUGCGUCAAACUAUAUAUGGUCCAUAUUUGGAAAGGAUAGAGAGUCAAGGAAAUGUUUAGAUCAGAAAAAAGCUUCAAACAAAGCUGAGCCGGUUGAAAAGGGAGACAAAAAUAAAAGCAAGCGUAAGGAAGCUGACAAAUUGACGGUUUCAGAGGCGCAGGAAGAGCAGGCUUGUACCGUUGAUGACGUUGAUACUUACAAAACACUCCUGCUAGCUAAAGUUUGUGAAUUAGAAAAGGAAACUGAAAUAUUUAAGAGAGAGAAAUCAAAGUUGCAAAAGCUGCAACAGUUAGCAAUAGAUGAAAAGAAACACCUGACAGAAGAAAAGCACAAAUUACAAGAGGAAAUAGCCAAAGAGAAAAAGAGACUACAGGAAUACAUUGAUAAUGAGCGAAAUGCUAUAUGGCGAGAAAAGCAAGAGCUUAAGCAUCAAGCUCCGUCUUUAACAAUGGCUAACAAGAAUUCAUUGGAGGUCGUUUAUUUAAAAGAACAAAUUCAUGAUCUGCAAGAGAAAGAAAAAAAGAAAGAAUCCCUGCACUUGUAUUCUGUUAAAAAAUUAAAUGAAAAAAUCAAGAAUUUGGAAGAUGAAAACACAGAACUUAAAAAGAAAAUUGUACACCUUCAGAAUCUAGAGAAAGAAAACUUGCAACUUAAACACAAGCUUGACCGAGCUAAACUGAGUAGUAAAAAAGCUUUUGCUGGUCAAGCAGCAAACCCUGUAAGAGAAAAGUCCGGACCAAAGCCCAAAGCUGCAACAAUUGAUAGUAUCAAUAGAUCUUUGGAAAGGUUGGCCAAGCACAAAUCCAAAGACAUUGACAUAAAUGAUAGACAGAAUAAUCCUGUUACACAGAACACACAGUGUAAUAUUGAUAAAGAUCCUAGCACCCAUGAACCCAACUUACUGUCUAUGCUGCCGUCUAAGGAGCAAAUUCAGCUCAAUUUAAACGAGCCGUGUCAGGGACGAAGUGAUGAUGUAAACCAAGUUUGCAUGCCUUCAAGCUUUCCAAAAUCUGUUCAAAAUAUUUUGGAACUUGACAAUACAACUGUACAUUCCGAAGGUAAGAGCUGUGAGUUUACAGAAUCCUUCAGAGAUGAUGGCACCAAAGAAAUUGUUUAUGCAAAUGGUAACAAAAAGGAACUGUAUUCAAAUGGUUUAGUUGUUUUUAGUUAUUAUAAUGGAGAUAGAAAAGAAAUACACGAAGACAGAAUAAUUUAUAUAUAUGGAAGUGAUCAUACAAGUCAUACAACGUUUGAUGACGGAAAGGAAAUAUUAAUAUUUCCAAGUGGGCAGAAAGAAACCCGCCUUCCAGAUGGCUCUUCCGAGAUCAUUUUUGCCGAUGGCUCUCGAAAAGUUAUUCAUCAGGAUGGUACAGAAGUGUGCUUUAUGAAAGAUGGUACAGUUGUUCCCAACUCAGAUGGUAGUAAAGUGUUUGAAUUUGUUAGUGGACAGAGAGAGAUUCACACUGCUUCAGAGAAAAGGCGCGAAUACCCCGAUGGAACUGUUAAAAUCUUGCACCCGGAUGGUAGGACUGAAACCCGUUAUACAACGGGACGGAUCCGUAUUAAAGAUCAUCAGGGUAAUAUUAUUUUAGAUUCCCAUCAAGGUUUGCCUUAAAGCUGAAGAAAAAAUGUGUUUGGAUAUUAUAUCACGAUAAUUUAUUUACUUCCCAUAAUUAAUCUUUUGUAAUUCUACAAUGCGCCUGAAUCUGUAAAAUUACACACACAUUUACACCUUCAAAAUAUGUUCUUUUAUAUAGUAUAUAUGCUUAUUAAUUUAUUAUUUUUUGUAAACUAACAUACAAUGUUUCUCAGUUGUACAUUAAACAUUUUUAAAUGCAGUUCUGCUAUGUUAUUUGGUGCUGUAUUUUUUUUCACACAUCAUCCAUCUCCCACUGAGGUAAAGUGACCCCAAAAAAAAAGUAACACCUUUACCAUCACUCACUCCAUCACUGUCUUGCCAGAGGCAUGCCGAUACUGGUUCAGAUACUCCUCCAAAAUGCAAAUAUCCCCACCCCUCCUCCAGGGUACAGUAUUAUUUAUAUUAAAUAAUGCAUGACAGGACAAUGAUAGUUUUGAGAGUAGUACACAGUGUUUAAUUUUAUUAUGGUAUUUUUUUUUUAACAUGUUGGCUGUCUCCCACUGAGGCACGGUGACCCAAUAAAGAAAGAAACACUUUCACCAUCAUUCACACAUAAUCAAUGUCUUUGCAGAGGUGCUGAAAUACGGCAGUUUCGAUGUCACUCCAAACACUAAUAAUAGCAUUAAAUUAUUUAAAAAUGUUAAAUGUACAGUAUUCAGUAAAAUAUUUGAGGAUUGAAUUAAUGGUUAUUUCUUUGACAGGACACUGCUCUUCUGUCUUUGUAAUGCAUUAUUAAACAAAUAUUUCCACUUUAGAAGAGUGCUGGUAUAAAUGUCUUGUAGUUCCGUACAAUGUGUAUGUGUACAGGUCGACCAUCACUAAACUGGCAUCGUUGGGACCAUUAAAUUCCUUAAGAGAGACUUGUGCUGAUCUGAUCGAGUUAACUGCCCUCAGUAGGCGCCUCAUGAAAUGGGUGUGAUGUUAAAUUAGACACAUGUGCAACUCUUGGGUAUCUUUAUGAGGAAACGUUUUGCCACACAGUGG
Cherax quadricarinatus is the source of this 5363-nucleotide messenger RNA. NCBI's taxonomy places the organism in Eukaryota, Metazoa, Arthropoda, Malacostraca, Decapoda, Parastacidae. The record is from RefSeq and is a predicted model, not a curated record.